ACUAUUUAUCAGGAUAGGAAAAUAUAUAGAUAUAUAAAGAAUCGGGUAUUAAACAGAUAUUAGUGACAAAGUGUUUUCUCUAGUGAAGAAAGAGCGUGACUUAAGUGAAUAAUUUCCAUCUCAGCUUUUAGCAAACAUAUGUAACACUAGAUACCUCUGUAUUUUGUCUUCUAGUGUAACAUACAGCCAAAACUCGAGUCUUUAAAUCAAUUAAUGCACGUACAUGUCGCUAUUUUAAAAUUUUAGCGCUCCAGCAUCUGUUUUCUUUUUUUCAUUUUCACCGUUACAAAUGGGUUUUGAAAUGAACUAUGACGAUUUUUUAUAGAGUUACAAAGUCUCCUAAACCGUGACAAGUUGUUAGAAAGACACAAAAAAGUGUCUAGUGAGAUUGACAGAACUUUUUUCCAGGUAUCUUUCUGAACAUAAGAUCACAGUCUGUUAACUGGAUUGUUUUACUACCCAGCAGAGGGAUGGCAGAUGUUAGUAGCAGCUCAGUGGCUGAUACACCACCCUCAAAGGAGGAGAACCCCCCACAGGGCUCAGGCAAUGAGGAUGUAAAGUCUGAUGCCAAAGCUGAAGAUGAGAGUGAGGCGGCCUCUGACCCCAGCAUGUACCGCUACAUCAAAGAGGACCUCUUCACAUCCGAGAUCUUCAAAGUGGAGAUCAGGAAUCUGCCCAAGUUCGUCGGCUUCAACGACCUGAAGAAGUUCCUGGCCAAGCACAGCCUCAACCCGCACAAAAUCAAGCUGUUUGGCAGGCAGACUUUUGCUUUCGUCACCUUUAAGAAUGAGGAGGAGCGUGACAAGGCUAUGAAAAUGGUGCAUGGCAUGCAGUGGAAGGGCCAGGUGCUGAGCGUCAAGCUGGCCAAACCCAAAGUAGACCCCAUCCUGAGGAAGAGGAAGCAGGAGGAGGGAGAGGGCGCAGGAGGGCAGCCCCCAUCCAAGCGAGCAGAGGGGGACCAGGAAGAGGAGCCACUCAGUGUGCAGAUAGCCAAUGUGGUGACUCCUCUGUGGAACGUGCCUUAUGAGGAGCAGCUGAGGAGGAAGGAGCAGGUGGUGGUGGGGGUUCUGCAGACACUGGCCAAAGAGAUUGGAAGUACCAACAAAGCCAUGCUGCCAUGGCUGUUUGCACAGAAAGGGAAAUACAACAAAAUGUGUUGUCCCCUGGAAGCCAUUAAACCAUCUCCUACACAGACAGAGUACAGAAACAAGUGUGAGUUCCUCAUCUCAGUGGGAGCAGAUGGUGAGGACAAGACCAUCGGUUUCCGUCUGGGGAAAUACAAAGGAGGUUCCUGUGCGGUGGUUGGGCCGUCCGAGUCGUGCCAUGUCUCAGCCGAGGCCAAGAGAGUCGUCAGCGAGUUUCAGAAAUUCAUCAGGACAACCCCAUACUCCGUGUACAGUCCAGAGACAUAUGAAGGACACUGGAAGCAGCUGACUGUACGGACUACGAGGACCAAACAAGCCAUGGCUAUGGUGUUCUUCAACCCACAGAAACUUGAAGAAGAGGAACUCAACACUCUAAAAAGCUCCAUGAAGAAGUACUUUUUAGAAGGAGAGGGGAAAGACAGCGGCGUGACCUCUCUGUACUUUGUUAGAGAGGGUCAAAGGAAAUCUCCUAACCCAGAGGACUUGCCCUGUGAGCUGGUGGCUGGAGAGAACUGCAUUCAUGAAGAAAUGCUGGGUCUAAAAUUCAGAAUCUCCCCUCAUUCCUUCUUCCAGGUGAAUACAGGCGCUGCAGAGGUGCUGUACUCCGCUGUGGGCGAGUGGGCCCAGCUGGAUCAGGACAGCACAGUGCUGGAUGUGUGCUGCGGGACAGGAACCAUUGGCAUCUCUCUGGCUAAGAGGGUGAAGAGGGUGAUUGGGAUCGAGCUGUGCCAGGAAGCAGUGGAGGAUGCCAAAGUUAAUGCAAAGCUCAAUGGUCUAAGUAACAUUGACUUUUACUGUGGAAAAGCUGAGGACGUGUUCCCCAACAUUCUCAGCUCUCUCGUGUCAUCCAGCCUCACAGCCAUUGUGGAUCCACCCAGGGCAGGAUUACAUUCUAAGGUGAUACUUGCCAUCCGGAGAGCGGAGCACCUGAAGAGGCUGGUUUAUGUGGCGUGCAAUGCAAAAGCAGCCAUGACCAACUUCAUUGAUCUGUGCAGAGCACCAUCCAACAGAGUUCAUGGAGCACCGUUCCGUCCAGUGCGAGCCAUGGCCGUGGAUCUGUUCCCUCAGACCAUGCACGUUGAGAUGCUUCUGCUGCUGGAGAGAGUGGACUAUGACUCCCAGCAGCAGCAGCAGCAGCAGCAGGACAGUGGCAAAUGGGAAGAGACAGGUUCUUAGCCUUAGACACCGACCCUCUACAGUUUUAUAGGUGGCAUGGGCUUCCUAUACUAGAAAUGUAUGCACGUACUCAGUCCUCCAAAUUAAUGCUAACACUCUUUCCUCUGUCAUUUAAGUAUCUGCAAGGUCUUACUCAUUGAGAGGGUCAAUUCAUCCAAACAUAAGUUUAGCAGUCACCAGUGUCUCAUCCAGUUUAGUCCUUGUAUGUAUGUCAUAAUGCAGAAUUAAUUUGUACUUCAUAUAAGCUGUUAUUACAGUAUGCAUUACACUCUACUUGCUUUACGGACUGUGUCCCUUUGCCUGCUAUGCCUUUUUAGUUUAGUUUGAAUUUUUGUUGACUAUGUCUUACCUAGCUAGAUUCAACUGGCGGUUUUCCGUGCUACAUAUUUUGUUCAACUGUUAUUCAAGACAAUACAUGAGAAGUGGGAACUAUUCACCUUUUGUUAACUUCCUCUUUUUUCAUCAGUGACUGAAUAAAACAAAUCCCUUCUAGUCAUUAGUCAAGACAUUUUAUUUUGCAUAACAAAUAUUACAGAAGUCAUGGAGCUCAGGUUGCAAUACAUACUUCAUUUUCUAGGCAACGUCUCAAACAAUUCAUUGGUACAACUCAACAGCAACACAUCUAAAAAGCAGUAUUUUUUUUUUUCAGUCUUCUCACACUGACACACACUUGGCAGGACAACACGCACAGAGGGCAAAGAGCAUUCUUAAAGCAAUCUACAAUAUCACAACAGCCUGGUGUUUAAACUGUGACGUGUAUGUUUUGUAGAAAAAGCACAGACCAAAUACUUGACAGAAUGCACAGCAGUUUCUAUUUUGUUCCAGCAAGUAACAUGUCUGUUUUUUCCUGUUAUAGAUGUUUCUACUGUACAGUUUGCAGCAACAUUAAGUAUUCUAUAAAAUGCAUAAGACUGUAUGUAAGCUUUGGUAUACACAGUUUCAUCAGCUUGUGUUGGACUCAAUGACUUGAUCGCAUUUUGUUCAUGUCAGUGUGCCAACUAACUUUAGCAAGGCUGCCUUUUGAAAAACGUCUUCUACUCAUGGUUAGAAAGUAUGAUUGGGUGUUACGAUGGCAAACGUACACAAACAAAAUACACAAUCCAUUAAGAUGAGUCUUAAAAAUCUGCACAUGCUGGAGGCAUUUCUCCCUAAAGUUUGUUUUAUAGGCUGUCGUCUUUAAAAAUACUAACUGACUAAACAAUAAAUGCUUUAUCAGGUAAAGGGGGCUUGGUCUUUCCACUUCCUGUUGAAGGGGGUUAUAGGUCCAAUGUACUGUAUAUACUCUGAGCCCUUCAUGAAAUGGAUUAACUAAGGCAACAUGUAGCCGACGGGAUUUUCUUUAUAAGGGCACCAAAAAUUAAAUGCAACUGAAAUGUACCAAGUGGUUAGUUGGUGUGCAUGGCAUUAGUAGUUUAAGAGAAGCUAGGCAAGAACUAAAAGAAACUAUCUUUUACAUUACAAUACUCAGUGGCCCCAGCAGGACUUUAAUGUGUUGUAUUGCCAAAGCAAACUAAAAAAAAAAAAAAAAAAAGAAAAAA
Messenger RNA from Seriola dumerili (greater amberjack), 3859 nucleotides. RefSeq names its product tRNA methyltransferase 2 homolog A (gene trmt2a). Lineage: Eukaryota; Metazoa; Chordata; Actinopteri; Carangiformes; Carangidae. Gene Ontology annotation, molecular function: RNA binding; RNA methyltransferase activity. The transcript has 11 exons. The coding region runs from base 471 to 2321 and encodes 616 amino acids. The record is from RefSeq and is a predicted model, not a curated record. Gene Ontology annotation, biological process: RNA processing.